Oncorhynchus masou masou (cherry salmon) is the source of this 4424-nucleotide messenger RNA. Its product is annotated as mitotic checkpoint serine/threonine-protein kinase BUB1-like. The transcript is spliced from 23 exons. NCBI's taxonomy places the organism in Eukaryota, Metazoa, Chordata, Actinopteri, Salmoniformes, Salmonidae. The record is from RefSeq and is a predicted model, not a curated record. Gene Ontology annotation, biological process: mitotic spindle assembly checkpoint signaling; protein phosphorylation; meiotic sister chromatid cohesion, centromeric. Gene Ontology annotation, cellular component: nucleus. Bases 141 to 4088 code for a protein of 1315 amino acids. Gene Ontology annotation, molecular function: ATP binding; protein kinase activity.
UAAACGCGCAAUUUGAAAUGUACCAGCUAAUCUAACUAGCCAGCUGUGAAUGAAUCGAGCGGAGCCAUUUAAUUUUUUUUUUUAGCCAAUUAAUUAAUUAAACUUGCUUGUAAAUUGCUCGUAUUUGUAUUGUUAAAACCAUGGAUGUUGGUUCACAUUUACAGAGUUUUGAGCAAAGCUUAAACAACUAUACCGGAGACGACCCACUCGAUCCAUGGGACAGGUUUAUAAAAUAUCUAGAGAAGAGACUACCUGCUGAAGACUCCAAAGCGAUGUCUCUUGUGCUAGAUCGUCUAGUACAAAGAUUUCUCCAAGAAGAGCGUUAUACCAAUGACAUCCGAUACGUAAACUACUGCAUUAAAUGUGCAAGUUAUUACAAUGAGCCCAUCAAACUAUACAGCCACAUAUACAGUAAGGGCAUUGGCACUAGAGAUGCAGUCCUCUAUGUGGCGUGGGCUCAACAGUUUGAGCAGCAGGGCCUGCUUCAACAGGCUGACGCUGUGUACCAGAGAGCCAUUGAAAACCAAGCUAAGCCAACUGACACUGUCCUUCAGCAAUACAGAAUGUUCCAAACCAGGACUUCUGGAAGUGGGGCAGGGGCUUCAGAAGCUGUACGGAAUCCUCUUCAUAAUUCCAACUUGGUAAAUCAGCUGCAUACCCACAGAGUGCCCAGCCCACAGUGCAAGGACCCAGAACGUCUGUUCCAACUCCCUACAGACAGAACUGUUUGCAUAAUCUCCCGGUCUGAAAAUGUGGUGGUAAAUAAACCCAAUCAAGGCCCGGUUGUGAGCCUGCAGACAGUGUCGAUGUACCGUACGGAAGACCUCGUCUGCGAUGGGUCUGAACUAUGCUUCGAGGAGGUCAGAGCCAGACGAUACUUUGUGAGACGCAAGCAAGAGAAGAAACGGAGAGAGUUUGAGGAACGUCAGAGUUUGGUUAGAGAGCAGGAGGAGGAGGUAAUGAGGAUGAACCGGCUGUUGGAGGAACUGGAGAGUAAUCUCUGUGUGAGCUCUACAGACCAGGUAAGCCUCGCCAGUGUUCUACCAGUGCAGCAGACACUGUGCACACCUGCAACAGACCUGAAUCCUGAGUUCCUCCAACAUUCCUUAAGGCAACCUCUACUCUCGAGCAACCUCGGCAUCAAACUCACUCCAGGCUUUAGACUGAACAGUGGACAGGACCCCAGACGAGGCAUGGUUAGGGAAUCUGAGACACGCCUUCAGUGCGACAAUCUCAGGGCUCCCAUGACAGACACUCUGUGCUCACAGAGAUCUGUUUCCUCAUCUGGACAGUUGGAGGAGGUAAACACCUCCCAUAGAUGCUCCCUCCACAUGCCAGAAGCAGCAAUGGGUCUCUUGUGUGAAUGUACAAAAGCUCCAAAACCAUUUGCAGUCGCUUCCCAGGCAUAUUCUCUACAAGCUUCUCUAGUUCAGCCCCAACCAGAACAAAACUCUAAGCCAUUUGGGUCGGCCCCACAGAAGCCAGCAGCCUACAGAUCUGACGUGCAGCUUGGUGGAGUUCCAAAUCAGGAUGGUCACUCUCACCUCAGCAGCAUUUUCCAGCAGCACAACGGCAGCGAUCAUCAUGAGGUGUCUGUCAGUGAAGCUCCUGAGUCGGAGGUGAAAUUAGAUGUGUCACAGGGAGGGGCUGGAAACGUGUCCCAUAUCACUCCUAACACUUCUCUGGGACUGGGGCAAGCCACCCCGUCCAGGGUGCUCCCAUCCCCCACAGUCAACACACGGGAGGCACUUGAUGCUAUCAUGGACAUGUUCCAGGCUCCAACCCUCCUGCAGGAGGACCAGUUCUGCAGCAUGCCAAUGCAUCCACAUCAGGCAGAGAACAGCUUUGAUGCUGGCUACCAGAGAACGGGCGACGCCUCAUUCAGCAAGCCCCGCAAUGCAGUCCCCUUCGCCAUCUUUCAGGAUGAGAAUGACAUAAAGGAGAAAUGCAGUGCUGCUAUGGUGGACAAUGCAAAGCCACCAAGGGCCCUAGCAGAAAUCCCUGUAUCUAAACCAAAGAAACAAAAUGAAUCCCCUUCGGAAUUGAUACCAGAUGAGAGCACUAUGUGGGAAGCACGCUACAACUCCCUGGCCGCCUGCCCCAACAGCACCAGAGACUUUUCACUGUCGGCUCACCUGGUCUCCACUCCCUUCCAAAACAAAGCUCCUUACUCCUGGGACUUUGAUCAGGAUCACGAAAAUGAUCUACCCAGAGGCUUUGGGGGUCUAGAAGAAGUCCCUUUCCUACGACAGCCCACAAAACUCAGCCCUAUCAUAGAGCAGAGCCCACCUGAUGGGCUACCUGAGACUGGCACGGAGUGCUGUAUGAGAGCUCAGGGCUUUGCUGAGCAGGGAACCAUCGUGGGAGAAGGGCUAGCCCUGGCCCAGCGAAGCCUGGCUACCUGCUCCAUGACUGAAGUGCAGCAUCAUGCCCCGACCGCACUGUCCUUCAGAGACCAGACUGCCCCCCUGACCCAUGCUGAGGUGGCAGUGGCCAAAAGCCCUCCUUCCAAGGCCUCAAAGCCAGAAUGGGAUGUCUAUGUGAGCCCAGAGCAGUCCUCAAAGCCAGCUUUUCCUCUCCCACAGCGUGCACCUGUGGCAGAAGCAUUCAUUUCAAAGAGCCAGGUCUAUGCCCUCAAAUCCAACUUUGAUGUUCCAACUUGUCCAGAGAAAGCCCCAACGGCUGCCUUCGAUAUCCCCAUGAGUCCGCAGUGUGCACCCAAGUCAGACUGGUUAGUGGUCAAAAGCCCAGAGGUUGUGGUUGAACCUGACUUGGAUGCCUUCAUGAGUGCCCGUCAGGGUCAGAGAACAGUCGGCAUCCUUCUGGAGACCGUGGACAUCCCCAUGAGUCCAGAUCCACCUAAGUUUGGCUCAGAUGUGCCCAUGAGUCCAUUCCAGUCGUCAUCAAAGUUCAGAAUGGAUAUUCCUAUGAGCCCAACUCCAGAGGUGAGGUUUGGCAUGGAUAUUCUUACGAGCCCAGACCAAGGUUCAAAGGUGAACAUGGAUGUUCCCAUAAGUCCAGCAGCUCAAGGGGCAGCGGCUGUAGAGCUGGUCUCCGACCCCUGGGAUGAGGAGCUGAUUUCCUCCCUGCUCUCCAAGCUGUCCACACCACUCACCUCACAGCCUAACUUCAUCACCUGGCAAUGCAAAGUCCCCAGCAUUGCACCCAAGAUGACCAUCAAGAUCGGUGAAGGCUCCUUACGGGUUGACUGUGUACUCGGACAGGGUGCCUUUGCCACAGUCUACCAGGCAACUGACCUUAACACCUCGGAGAAGAUGAUUUUAAAGGUGCAGAAACCAGCCAAUCCGUGGGAGUUUUACAUUAACUCUCAGUUGAAUGCCCGGCUGCAGCCCAGCGUGCGCCACCUCUUUAAUAACAUCCACUCUGCCCACCUCUUCCAGAACGGUAGUGUGCUAUUGGGCGAGCUCUACAACUGUGGCACCCUAUUGAAUGCUGUAAACCUGUACAAGAACCUUAGUGACAAGGUGAUUCCCCAGCCUCUGGUGAUCUACUUCACUGUCUGCAUCCUGCACAUGGUGGAACAGCUGCACAAUAUCCACAUCGUUCACGCUGACAUCAAACCAGACAACUUCCUGCUGGGAGAGAGGUUCCUGGAGAAAAGGUCUUUUGACCAAGAUUAUCUGGAUCAUGGCCUCUCCCUAAUUGACCUGGGUCAGAGCAUUGACAUGACUCUGUUCCCAGAGGGCACGGCUUUCAACGCCAAGUGUAUGACCUCUGGCUUCCAGUGUACAGAGAUGCAGAGUGGGAAACCAUGGAACUACCAGACGGACUACUUUGGUAUAGCUGGAACGGUGUACUGCAUGAUUUUUGGAACAUACAUGCAAGUGACACAGGAGGGUGGCGUGUGGAAGACAAAUGCAGUAUUUAGAAGAAAUCCCCACAGUGAUCUGUGGACCGAGUUCUUCCACACUCUGCUGAAUGUACCUGACUGCAGCUCCCUGCCCUGCCUGCGGAGCCUGCGCAGUAGACUGAGCACUGUGCUCCAACAGAACUACAGCAACAAGCUGCCAUCACUGAAGACCCGCCUGGUUAUCCAGCUGUUAGAGAGCAGGAUGACACGGAGAUAGAACUCCCUGAGAAGCUUUCUACUCCUGGGUCCUGUUCAGUAGGUAUACAAUUAAAGAAAGCGGUCUGAAACUGGAACUUGGGAGAUACUAUCUGGACUUUAUGAACACCCCAAAUGAACAGGACCCUGGAUGGAUACUACUGCAAUGUCAAAUUUCUAGUCCAUUUGUAAAUACAAAAGAUUGCCCUUAAAUCGGGUCCGGUCACUGUGAUAACCUUUUAUGCAUUUUAAUGUUUUUUAGUGAUAAACAUUUGCCCAUUUAAAUAACAGAACUUGUGAGGUUGGUGAUGUUAUGGUGUACAUAAAUUUGUAAAGAAUAAAUAAAAAUUUAAACAUU